Syzygium oleosum is the source of this 1790-nucleotide messenger RNA. Its product is annotated as pectin acetylesterase 12-like. Gene Ontology annotation, molecular function: pectin acetylesterase activity. Gene Ontology annotation, cellular component: plant-type cell wall. Bases 170 to 1411 code for a protein of 413 amino acids. The record is from RefSeq and is a predicted model, not a curated record. Lineage: Eukaryota; Viridiplantae; Streptophyta; Magnoliopsida; Myrtales; Myrtaceae. The transcript is spliced from 12 exons. Gene Ontology annotation, biological process: cell wall organization.
UGCAAGCAUACCCUUCCCUCUCUCUCUCUCUCUCUCUCGCUACAGGCUCUUUCAGGGGCAGCUUGUGCUCAAACCUUGGCUAGCUCCAGUGCAUUAGCAGGGGAAAUUUCUUGCCUUUGUGCUUUUGUGUUGUGCCAGAGAGAUUUGAGCGAGAGAGACCCUCGACAAAAUGAAGCUGUUGUGGGUUGGGAUUGUUGUGGGACUCUGUCUCGGGGAGAUGGUGAGUGGGAAUGAGCUGGUUGGUUUCAAUGCGACAGAGCUGUCCCAUUUUGAAGCUCAUGGAGCUUCCCUUGCUAAUGCUAAUGAACCUCUCAUGGUUGGCCUCACUCUCAUCCAAAGUGCUGCAGCAAAAGGAGCUGUCUGUUUGGAUGGAACAUUACCCGGGUAUCACUUGCAUCGUGGAUUCGGUUCAGGAGCUAACAGUUGGCUCAUUCAGUUGGAGGGGGGAGGAUGGUGCAACAAUGUGAGAUCUUGUGUUUAUCGGAAAAAUACUCGACGUGGAUCCUCUACAUACAUGGAAAAAGAGAUACCCUUCACCGGAAUACUGAGCAGCAGCCCUGAAGACAACCCUGAUUUUUUCAACUGGAACAGAGUGAAGCUCCGCUACUGUGAUGGUGCCUCUUUUAUUGGGGACACUCAAGAUAAGGAUGCACAACUAGAGUUCAGAGGACAGCGCAUAUGGUCAGCUGCGAUGGAAGAUCUGAUGUCAAAGGGAAUGUCAUCAGUCGAACAGGCCCUUCUUUCUGGGUGCUCUGCUGGUGGCCUGGCAUCAAUUCUUCACUGUGACGAGUUUCGUGAUCUAUUCCCUAAAACAACAAGAGUGAAGUGCUUGAGUGAUGGCGGAUUAUUUCUUGAUGUGCUUGAUGUAUCUGGUGGGCGUACCCUCAGAAACUUCUACAGCGGUGUAGUGGAUUUGCAGGGGGUGCAACAGAACCUUCCACGUACGUGCACCGAUCGCCUUGACCCUACACUGUGUUUUUUCCCACAAUACUUGAUUGCCAGCAUCAAGACCCCGCUAUUUCUGCUCAAUGCAGCGUAUGAUUCAUGGCAGAUUCAGGCCAGUCUAGCUCCACCAACGGCUGAUCCUCAGGGAUAUUGGCAUGAAUGUACAUUGAACCAUGGCAAAUGCACUUCGUCGCAGAUUCAGUUUCUGCAAGGGUUCAGGAGUCAAAUGCUGAAUGCGAUCAAAGAUUUCUCUCAGUCUAACCAAAAUGGUUUGUUUAUCAAUUCGUGUUUCGCCCACUGCCAGUCCGAGAGGCAGGACACUUGGUUCGCCGACGAUUCCCCACUUAUCGGAAGCCAGCCAAUUGCAAUUGCUGUUGGGAAUUGGUACUUUGAUCGAGCAGUGGUGAAGGCCAUCGAUUGUGCUUACCCUUGCGACCACACCUGCCACAACCUUAUCUUUAAAUGACGGGACGAUUCAUCGGAGUUAACCCAUUCACAGGACAGCUCUAGGGAAGUGAUAUACGCAUACUUGGUCGGCAGAGGAAUUUGCAGUUCAUAGAUAGUUGAUAACAGACAAUAAAUACUGAAGGCUGCUGAGAAGUGCAAAAAUUAAAGUCAGCUAGUCUCUUUUCAUUCCUGUGGGGGUUGCUUGCUUUAGUCGUACAGAUGAAGCUACAAUUUUGCUCACUUGUCAAAGUUGUUCUCCAAAGUAUCUCACUUGUGUCUGCACUAGCCAAUCCAAUAUUGUUCAUCAGGUACAUCAAAAACGCCGUGUUUAUGGGAUUGUAUCCCUCGACAGUGAUUUCCUCUAUUUGUAUAGCAAUUCUCUCAACAUGUUUCAGUGA